Messenger RNA from Cylindrotheca closterium, 1362 nucleotides. NCBI's taxonomy places the organism in Eukaryota, Bacillariophyta, Bacillariophyceae, Bacillariales, Bacillariaceae. The record is from the annotation of a GenBank genome assembly.
AUGGCAAGCGGACGAAAGCUUGACAUUGCCACGGAUAAUCGUGAAACGGGUCAUGUGAACAAACAUGUUGAAGACGACGCUGUUUCUUCCCUUGGCGAUGCUUCCCCAAUGAACAUUGCGGAGGUACUGCAACAACGUCGACAAAAGGCAACCUAUUGUAAAUUGGCUUCUUUCUUUGGGAUUGCCAUAUGCUCGCUUAUCUUCAGUUUGUUGAAUAACAAAUUGAAUGAAUAUAUGAACAAGCCUGCAUCAACUGCGACCAAUAAUGCAAAGGAGUAUUCAGUUGAAGACAUGCGAACCCUCCAUUUUGAACGAGUGGCAUCUUCGAUGGCUCGGCCUUUUUUGCCGGUGGCAUCCGACAUCUGGUGCAUCGAUGCACGGUUAAAGUAUGAACAAGCCAAGCGGCGACCAAUGGGGCUAUCGUAUUUGAGAAUCCCACGAGCCGCCUCCUCGACUCUCUCUGGGAUUAAUCAGAGAAUUGCUCGCAACUUUGCAGCUCGGACUGGACUCAAAAAGAAUUGUAUUCGACACGAUGGAAGAAAGGCAGGCCCCUAUUACAGUGCCAGAGACCCCCUGAGUUUCUUAUGGACCUUUGUUCGUGAUCCAACCCAGCGUGCCAUGAGUCGUAUUGGUGCCUCCCUCAAGAAACAGCGUGGAAUACUACACAAUACCAUGCCCUUGUAUGAUUAUUCCGAUGAGAUUGUGGAAUCCCUCCAGACAGCGAACGAUGUCCAAUUUGGUGUCAUUAGUGCUGGCAGAGGGGGAUUCCAGCUCCAAUACAGCAUGCUUUCCAUCAUCGAAGAAUGGAGUGCGUUCAAUUCCAGCGAACCUACCAAAGUUAAGGAUCCAAAAAAGGUACAAGGGUAUGUACGGGAAGUUGUCAAGGGGUACAACUUCAUUGGCUUGGUGGAGCGUUUUGAUGAAUCUCUAGUCGCUUUGCAAUUGCUUAUGGGACUUGAACCAAACGACAUUCUCUAUUUUGCAAUCAAGACGCGGAAACAAUUCGAACUGAGUCCCAAAGAAAAGGUGUGUUUGGCGCCAUUGGACUGGAACGAGUUGCUCUCAGAAAAAGUGAAUCAGCACUUGGCAAGUGACGAGUGGUUUGCGCAAAACUAUGGCGACCACCUCUUGUACCAAGCUGCUAAUAUGAGCCUUGACCAGACUAUCCUAAGCUUAGGGCUAGAUGUCUUUUCCACAGCAUUGAAAGACUUUCGAAGGCUGUUGGACAAAGCCAAAUCAAGCUGCGACCCAGUUUUUCCUUGUUCUUCCAAUGGAACUCUUCAAGUGGAAGAGUCAAACGAGGACUGUUACGAAGGGGCUUCGUGUGGAUACAAGUGUCUAGAUAGCUUACCUUUGCAUUAA